GACGAGUUUUGUAUUUUACGUGAAUAUUGAACACUUGGUUUUGGGUCCGUGAACCACUGCUGCUGCACCGUCCAUUUUACAUUUUACCGGUCAUCCGAUACACUCGUAUACUACCUGCAGCCGACUAUACUCUAUCAGCUAAACCUAUACUAUGGCUAGUUUAUAUUAAACCUACGCCUGUACCAUUUAUUUUUUACCUAUACACCGGUUUAGUAACCGUAUAUUUAGUAAAUAUAAUAUUUACAAUACCAUCGUGCGCCCAAUUGUUAUAGAUUCAUCUCACGAUUUAUUAUAACAUAUUAUAAUAUUAUUCUUACGUCGACAAAUAAUACACGAGCAUCAUCAUGAGGAGUGAAGUUCUCGAAGAAAUGCCCGAAUCAAUAAUGGAAUAUUUCUGUGAACAAGUAUUGAAACGCGAUUGGCCGAACUGUAUUCACGCAUAUUAUUUUAUUAAAAAUGCAUUUCAAUGGAAGCGCAAAAAUUCGGAAUCUAGUUACAAAUUAUACUAUAUUUCUAAUGACGUUGAGAAUGGAACAUUUAUUGGGAUUUUAUCAAGACCCGAAGAAGGAUAUCCAGACCUCAUAGUUGCAUACACUUUCCCGGGAAAUGAAGAACAAUUUCAAAGGAUGCUGUUUAGCACUGAGUACAUCAACUGGCAGAAGAAACCACUAUUCCAAGCUGUACCGUCGAGGAUGAAGGCCAUCGUAGAAACGAUGAUUGAGGAAAAGGGAUUGAAGAGUAAACUAUAUUUCAAUGCUGUGCUUAAGUGGAUGCCAGCCGAUGAAGCCGCCAGAUUAGACUAUGAGAUUCCAGAAGAUGUUUUUAUUGACCAAUUGAGUGUGGAUCAUAUCGACUUUAUUUAUUCGUUAUGGACUCACAGCGACGUUUAUCCCAAGUCCGACCUUUGGGAUACAGUAAGGUUAAACAUUGGUUUAGGUGUAUUCAGUCGGCUUAAUGGCGAGUUAUUAGCGUGGGUCAUGUGUGGUAGUUAUGGAGGUCUUAGUACUUUGAUGGUUCAUCCAGAUUACAGAGGACGUGGAUUUGGCAAGCUGAUUUUGUUGGCAGUCACAAAGGUAAUGGGUGAGAGUGGUGUCUCUCCUUAUGGACUAAUUAAUGAAAAGAACAAAGUUUCGUUGGGUCUAUUUAAGAGCGUUGGCUAUGUUAAACAUUCAACGCCAUUACCAUGCAUAGAAGUCGAAGACCCAGAUGCAAGUGGGCCAUAAAACCGGGACAAUUACCUUGGCAUUUGCCCCAACGAUUGGAUUCAAAAAUAUACAUUAUUCGUUUAAUGAAAGUUUGAAUUCCACUAAGUGAGAAGAGACCACCAUAGCGGUAAUAAUGACUGCUAAUAUUAUAAAGAUUAAAGAAUAAUGAAAUUUUUUUUUUUUAAUCAUACUUAUUAAUUUUAUAUUUAUACAGCUUAAAUUGAAUUAAUUUUUGUUGAAAACGUUGCAUUUUAUAACGUCAUUAUGUCGAUUUGUGGAUUUGUGUUAUCUAAUAUCAAUAAAAUAUAAUAUUAUAUCAAUAUACCUAAGUAUGUUAAAA
Acyrthosiphon pisum (pea aphid) is the source of this 1545-nucleotide messenger RNA. RefSeq lists its product as uncharacterized. Gene Ontology annotation, molecular function: acyltransferase activity, transferring groups other than amino-acyl groups. The transcript has 4 exons. The coding region runs from base 345 to 1223 and encodes 292 amino acids. Lineage: Eukaryota; Metazoa; Arthropoda; Insecta; Hemiptera; Aphididae. The record is from RefSeq and is a predicted model, not a curated record.